GUUUAGGGUUUGAAACAAGAAGCACAUAAUAUCUGCCGCAGUUAGUUCCCCCAUGGCUUCUCUUGAGCUCUGGAAGAAAAUCGUUGCUCCGCUGUCUUCGAACGGUCGUAUGUGGAAGAUGGCUUGUACAACGGUGGCUGCGCCGUUUUCAUCUGGCGUCGAGAGCUCAGCACCGGUCAAGGUUGAGAAGGAGAGCUCUGGUCCGAUAAAGCCAGAGAAACAGAAAGUGGAGAAGAGGAAGGUAUUUCAGAAGCUGAAGUCUCUUACGGUUGAGACAAUAGAUCUCAUCAUAAGGGAAGAAGGAAAGAAGGGCGUUUUUGUAGAUCAGGAGGAUCUUGUCAGGUGGGCCAGACUUCUUAAGAACCGCAAACCUGAAAACGCCCUUGAGAUCUUUAGGUGGAUGGAUAAAAAGAAGAUGGUGUUUUCUCCCUCUCAACUUGAGCUUUAUGUGGAUCUUCUUGGCAAGGUUAAAGGACAUGCAGCAGCUUCAGCGUACUUCAACAAAGUAGAGCCUAAUUUCGAUGAGAUGGACGUUGAUGCCAAAAACCGCCCUGCCUACUUGAAGGUCUUGCAUCGGUUCCACGUUGCAGGCCAGAGUCGGACUAAAGGGCUAAUACCAUAUGUUCUCAAGUACCCUAAAUGUGAUGAUAAUUGGAAUCUUCUCGAGUGAAUUUGUUGUUUCAAGCUGUUUGGUGUGUGUUUUAAUGAAUAAAGCACGACUUUCACAUACAUGCCUUCUUGUAGUCACUCAUCUAUGUAAUAAUCUUUUGCUCUGUAAAACGAAUCCUAAGUUAAAUUGCAUCUCUUCUGUUUAUAGUCCUUAUAAGUAUUAAAUUUUCA
This is a messenger RNA of Raphanus sativus (radish), 840 nucleotides long. Its product is annotated as pentatricopeptide repeat-containing protein At1g02370, mitochondrial. The record is from RefSeq and is a predicted model, not a curated record. The transcript has 2 exons. Bases 53 to 670 code for a protein of 205 amino acids. NCBI's taxonomy places the organism in Eukaryota, Viridiplantae, Streptophyta, Magnoliopsida, Brassicales, Brassicaceae.